Molecule: messenger RNA, 1870 nt
Organism: Vigna umbellata (rice bean)
Lineage: Eukaryota; Viridiplantae; Streptophyta; Magnoliopsida; Fabales; Fabaceae
Product: polypyrimidine tract-binding protein homolog 1
Molecular function (GO): RNA binding
Source: RefSeq, a predicted model, not a curated record
AUACGGCAUCGCAAUCAAUCACAAUCGCAGCCCAGAUAUUCUUCACAUAUUGUGAUAGCAAAAAUUUCCUCACUUUCUACAAAACCAGACGAAGCUAAAGGGUGGCUCCGAUUUCACCCUAACCAAGCAUCUCGCAUCUUGCAUCUUGCAUCUUUCAUCGAUCGCGAUUCCACCAUCGGAAUCUGGAAGCGAUGUCAACCUCGAGCCAGCACCAGUUCCGAUACACUCAGACCCCCUCGAAGGUGCUGCACCUUCGCAACCUCCCCUGGGAAUGCUCCGAGGAGGAGCUCAAAGAGCUCUGCAAGCCCUUCGGUAAGAUCGUCAACACCAAGUGCAAUGUCGGCGCCAAUCGCAACCAGGCUUUUGUUGAAUUCGUAGAUCUAAAUCAAGCCAUUUCAAUGGUUUCCUAUUAUGCUUCAUCUUCAGAACCUGCUAUGGUUCGUGGCAAAACUGUUUACAUUCAGUAUUCUAAUAGACAUGAAAUUGUCAACAACAAAAGUCCUGGAGAUAUUCCUGGAAAUGUCUUGCUGGUAACUAUUGAAGGUGUGGAAGCUGGGGAUGUAAGCAUUGAUGUUAUCCAUUUGGUGUUUUCUGCUUUUGGCUUUGUUCACAAAAUCGCAACAUUUGAAAAGACUGCAGGUUUCCAGGCUCUGAUUCAGUUCACUGAUGCUGAAACUGCUUCUGCUGCUAGGGAUGCACUGGAUGGAAGAAGCAUACCAAGAUACCUACUUCCAGCCCAUGUUGGUUCUUGUAAUUUACGUAUUUCAUACUCAGCACAUAAAGAUCUGAAUAUCAAAUUCCAAUCAAAUCGCAGCAGGGACUACACAAAUCCUAUGCUUCCCGUUAACUAUACUGCUAUUGAAGGGACGGUACAGACGGCUAUAGGCCCAGAUGGGAAGAGGAAAGAACCUGAAAGCAAUGUGCUUUUGGCUUCCAUUGAAAAUAUGCAGUAUGCUGUUACUGUUGAUGUCCUCCAUACUGUCUUCUCUGCAUUUGGAACUGUCCAGAAAAUUGCUAUAUUUGAAAAGAAUGGUCAAACUCAGGCACUAAUUCAGUACCCUGAUGUCAUAACGGCAGCAGCUGCUAGAGAAGCUCUAGAGGGGCAUUGCAUAUAUGAUGGUGGCUAUUGUAAGCUUCAUCUAUCAUACUCUCGUCAUACUGAUCUCAAUGUAAAGGCUUUCAGCGACAAAAGUAGAGACUAUACUGUGCCAGAUCCUAGUCUGCUACCAGCCCAAGGUCCUGCAACCGCUUGGCAAAAUCCACAGGCUGCACCCAUGUACCCUGGCAGUGCUCCUCCUUAUCACACUCAAGUUCCUGGUGGCCAAGUGCCAUCAUGGGAUCCAUCCCUCCAGGCGGUUAGACCUAGUUACAUAUCUGCACCUGGUACUUUUCCUGUACAAACAGGUACCGUUCCUCCAAUGCCAUCUUAUGCUCCAGCAGCAGCCAUGCCCGCAGCUUCCUCACCUCUUGCACAAAGCAGCCCCAUUGGUCAUAAUGCAAAUCCAAUGGGAAUCUCUCAGUCUGGGGUUCCACCCAAUGUAAAUUUACAGCCCAGUGGUGCUCCACAUUCAGUUCCUGGUUCCUCACCUAUCAUGCAGACCAGCCAAGCGGCUCAAGGAUUAGUUCAGCCUGGGGCUCAGCCAAAUGCAAGACCUGAUGGUGCUUCACCUCCUGGUCAACAUUAUUAUGCUUAGAAAGCCAUUUUACAGUUUUACUGUCACAUGAAUGAAAGGAAAAUGGUUUUGGGGGAAGAAGAAUGAUAGUAUGAUAAAUUUGUUGUUCGGUUGGAAACUUCAUCAGCAUCAUCAUCGUUGUUUUUGAAUGAUGUAAUUUAAUUUGCGAAGAAAGCUCCGAAAUAGUUGAUCUCUUA